Molecule: messenger RNA, 1190 nt
Organism: Meleagris gallopavo (turkey)
Lineage: Eukaryota; Metazoa; Chordata; Aves; Galliformes; Phasianidae
Source: RefSeq, a predicted model, not a curated record
UCAGGGACCUUCAGAAGGAACUUGAGGUCCACAGGAGGAACCCAGGGAUCCCCAAAGGAACUUGAGGAGCUCACGGACCCCCAGAAGGAGCUCAUGGGCACCCAGAACAGGCUCGAAGACCUCAGGGCCCCCUCGAAAGAACUCGAGGUCCCCAUAAGGUGGCGUUGGAUGAUCCACGGACCCCAAUAACAGCUCUGAAGUGACCUGGGGUCCCCCCGCCUUGCCUCCUCCUCCCCAAUUCCAGGCGUGAAGGAGCUGAGCCGUAAGCUGGUGAUCGUCAAUGGGGAGGACCCUCUGAGCAGGCAGGCGCAGGAAAACGCCACGCUGCUCUUCAACAUCCACCUGCGCUCCACGCUCUGCAGCCGCCGCAUGGUGGAGGAGUUCAGACUGAGCGGGGAGGCCUUCGACUGGCUGCUGGGGGAGAUCGAGUCCAAGUUCAACCAGGCCAUCGCUCACCCCGGCGAGAUGGUGGGUGCACUGGCAGCGCAGUCCCUGGGGGAACCGGCCACGCAGAUGACCCUCAACACCUUCCACUACGCUGGUGUGUCAGCCAAGAACGUCACGCUGGGCGUCCCACGGCUGAAGGAGCUCAUCAACAUCUCCAAGAAACCCAAAACUCCAUCACUCACCGUCUUCCUGCUGGGCCAGAGCGCCCGCGAUGCUGAACGUGCCAAGGUGGGACCUGGGGACAGCCCUGCGGUGGCCUGGUGGCCCCCGUGGCCUGGUGGUCCUUUGGUGGCCUUCGUGGCCUGGUGGUCCUUUGGUGGUCCUUUGGUGGUCCUUUGGUGGUCCUUUGGUGGCCCCCGUGUCCUAGUGGUCCUUCGGUGGUCCUUCGAUGGUCCUUCAGUGGCCCCUGUGUCCUGGUGGUCCUUUGGUGGUCCUUUGGUAGUCCUUUGGUGGUCCUUUGGUGGCCCUUUGGUGGCUCUUUGGUGGCCCUUUGGUAGCCCCCGUGUCCUAGUGGUCCUUUGGUGGUCCUUCGGUGGUCCUUCGAUGGUCCUUCGGUGGCCCCCGUGUCCUGGUGGUCCUUUGUUGGUCCUUUGUUGGUCCUUUGGUGGUCCUUUGGUGGCCUCCGUGUCCUGGUGGUCCUUUGGCCCCGUGUCCUCAUGGCCCACUGGUGGCCCCCCGUGUCCUGGUGGUCCUUCGGUGGCCCCCCGUGUCCUGGUGGUCCUUCGGUGGCCCCCCGUGUCCUG